This is a messenger RNA of Cynoglossus semilaevis (tongue sole), 1839 nucleotides long. It is a transcript of the gene pus3, whose product is annotated as pseudouridylate synthase 3. Gene Ontology annotation, molecular function: RNA binding; pseudouridine synthase activity. Bases 201 to 1661 code for a protein of 486 amino acids. The transcript is spliced from 7 exons. Gene Ontology annotation, biological process: mRNA pseudouridine synthesis; tRNA pseudouridine synthesis. The record is from RefSeq and is a predicted model, not a curated record. Gene Ontology annotation, cellular component: nucleus; cytoplasm. NCBI's taxonomy places the organism in Eukaryota, Metazoa, Chordata, Actinopteri, Pleuronectiformes, Cynoglossidae.
UGCAAUGAGCCAUUCUAUUUGAUGCUUCUUUUUUGGCUUGGAGUUAGCGUUAACUGCUUUAAAUAGUUUAUUAUAAAUUUGGAAAAUGGAUAAAUGAUUAAACCAAACUGAUAUCUAAUGGUUCCAUCACUAAAUUAAGAUUACUGCAACUAUUAUCAAAGUUAAGAGCAAGGGGAGGAAGCAAAAGCCUUUGCCAGCCUAUGCUGGACUGUGGAAGCAGCAUGGCAGACGUCCUGACAGACAGGAUAAAUGAGCUAGAGGCAGAGGUGGAGAAGCUCAAGUCUCAGCUGAGGGAGAAGACUAGAGCUGGGGAGGUCAUGGACGUCACAUCCAGUUCAUCUUCUCGUGACAACACAGAUUGCAGUCCUGAAGAGAAUGGCACCACUAGCAGCAAGAAGAAGGGUAAGAAAGUAAACAAGGAUCGUCCUUUAGACUUCUCGGCAUACCCUCGUCGCCAUGUGGCUCUGCGGUUGGCUUACCUGGGGUGGAACUACCAGGGGUUUGCAGUUCAGGAGAACACAGAAAAUACAGUGGAGGCAAGAUUGUUUGAAGCUUUGCAAAAAACUCGACUGAUCCAAAGCCGACAGAGUUCUAAUUAUCACCGGUGUGGUCGCACUGAUAAAGGAGUCAGCGCUUUUUCCCAAGUCAUCAGUAUUGAUUUAAGGUCUAAUCAGUUUAGUAAAGGACUGGGUAUCACACUUCCUGAAAAUGUGGAUGUAAACAUUAAAAAUAAAGCCGUCGUCUCAGAGUUUCCAUACGUCAAGAUGCUGAAUAGAGUCCUUCCCCACGAUAUCAGAAUCUUGGACUGGGCACCAGUGGCACAGGAUUUUAGUGCACGCUUCGAUUGUCAGUCCCGCACAUACCGCUACUACUUCCCUCGAGGAUCUUUGGAUGUGAAACUGAUGGCAGAUGCUGCAAAAAGAUACGAGGGUACUCAUGACUUUCGAAACCUCUGCAAAAUGGAUGUCGGUAAUGGAGUUCUUCAGUUUGAGAGGACCAUCCUGUCAGUGUCCAUCCAACCUGCAUGGUCUACACAAACCUCCACAUCAGAGUCACAUGAUCUUUUUAUAUUUGAAAUCAAAGGAUUAGCCUUCCUUUAUCACCAGGUACGAUGCAUGAUGGCUGUCCUUCUUCUGAUAGGGCAGAAACUGGAAUCCCCAGAGAUCAUUGAUCAGCUUCUGGAUGUACAGACUAACCCAAGGAAGCCUCAGUACAGCAUGGCCGUUGACUUCCCUCUGAUCCUCUACGACUGCCACUUUGAUGGUUUGACUUGGAAACAGGAACCAGAGGAGGUGAACUACAUUCUGGUUACACUGCAGCAACACUGGACGCAGUCUGCAGUCAAAUCUCAUCUCCUCCUUGGAAUGAUCACAGCUUUAGAAGCCAAAGGUGCUACGUCCACUGGUCAGUGCUUGCUGGUAGAAGGCAGCCGCUGCAAGAAUUACCGACCGUUGCUGCAGCGUCCAUUCUGUGAGAGUCUGGAAUCCAGGAUUGAUCACUUUGUUAAAAGAGGCAGAUUAGAGCGAGAGGAAAGUCAGAAUGGAGGUGAAAUGAUCCACAGAGGAAAACGAUCCAAACAUUCCCACAAUUCCCCCAACCCAACAAUCUCUUCAGAUGAAAACUUCUCCAAGGCAAAGACAGAAGAGAAAGCAGAAGACUAACGUUUUAAUUUUAGAGACUUGCCAAACUAUUUUUGAGUUCUGCUUUUUUCUUUAAAUCUUCUAAAGUCGUACAUGACACAACGCCAAUCUAAGUUUUUAUUUCACUGACUAGUGGGGAAAAUACAAGAUAAUGCACAAGUGUUUCGUUUGCUGUAAAAUAAACACUUUUUCAACAAUG